This is a messenger RNA of Mesorhabditis belari, 1446 nucleotides long. The record is from the annotation of a GenBank genome assembly. NCBI's taxonomy places the organism in Eukaryota, Metazoa, Nematoda, Chromadorea, Rhabditida, Rhabditidae.
AUGGAUGAGCGGAUAGUGAUAAAUGUGGGAGGACAUCGGCAUGAAACCUAUGCUGCAACAUUAAAGAAAAUCCCUGCUACAAGAUUAUCUAGAUUAACCCCUUCACUUGCCAAUUAUGAUGCCUUAUUGAAUGAAUAUUUUUUCGAUCGACAUCCGGGUGUUUUUGCUCAAAUUCUAAACUAUUAUCGAACGGGGAAAAUGCACUAUCCGACCGACGUUUGCGGGCCAUUAUUUGAAGAAGAGUUACACUAUUGGGGUUUAGAUGCAUCGGAUACUGAGCCAUGCUGUUGGAUGCAGUUACUACACGCUAAAGACACCCAAGAAACGCUGGCCGUUCUCGAUCGAAUGGAUGUUGAUCGAGAAGAUGAUCCACAGUUGCGGGAAAUGGAUACUAUGAAGAAAUUUGGUUGGGAAGAGGAUUUUUAUCAAGGUAAACGAAGCAAAUGGAUGACGAUAAAGCCAAGGAUGUGGGCUUUAUUCGACGAGCCUUAUUCAUCUCAAUAUGCAAAGAUUGUUGCGGGUAUUUCGGUUGCUUUCAUUGUUGUGAGCAUUGUUUCAUUUUGUCUUAAAACUCAUCAAAGUUUUCGAAUACCCGUUUUACAUGGAAGAGCCUCGAAUAAUACGUUGAGAAGUUUUGGGAUUGUGAGGCAAAGCACUGAGCCUCACAGUGCUUUUGGACAGAUCGAAUUCAUUUGCAACAUCUGGUUCACGAUGGAGCUGGCAAUUCGCUUCGUUUUUUGCCCAAGCAAAAUCGGUUUCUUUCGUUCGCCGAUAAAUGCCAUCGAUUUGGUUGCUACCCUUUCCUUCUACAUUGAUGCAAUGUUGAUUCGUUUGGUUGAAGAUGCUCCUAAAGAUGUGGUUUUUUUCUUGAUUUUGGGUAUUGUUAUCUUUGCGGCUUUGGUUUAUUAUGCCGAGAAAACGGAGGCAAAUCCGGACAAUCAAUUCUUGUCAAUACCGCUUGGACUUUGGUGGGCAAUCUGUACAAUGACAACGGUCGGAUAUGGCGAUAUGACCCCACACACGGCUUUUGGUCGACUCGUCGGCUCUCUAUGUGCAGUGAUGGGCGUUUUAACGAUUGCAUUACCGGUUCCUGUGAUUGUUUCCAACUUUGCCAUGUUCUAUUCACAUACACAGGCUCGGGAAAAGCUGCCGAAGAAACGAAGAAGAGUUCUGCCGGCUGAGCAGAUUCGAUUACAAGUCCGAAGACACGCACAAGUCUUGGACAUGCAACCGAUGUGCAAUCCGAGACAGCGGAGGAAUGCUUUGCUAGCUGAUGAAUCUGAGAAGCAACAAGACGAAGAGGAGAAAUUACUCCCACCAAAGAUCGAAGAACCGCUUACGCAUGGGUGUUGUCACUCCAACGGGACAACACCGAAAAGUUCUAGAAGAAGUCCAUCAAAGGUGAAAGUGAACAUCACCGAGACGAUGAGUGUCCAAGCAACCACU